UUUAAAAAACUAAGGAGAGAAAAGCAGCCUAAGGUAAGACCAACUUUCUCAGUUUUAUUCAGCUGCCGCCUCCUUCCUUGCGAUCGUACCUCUCUGCUUUGCGUCGUCCAACUGCGUCUUCGAGCUGCAGUGGGCAUUGCCUAAAUAUUCAAUACUGCAUCCUCAAUCGGUCCGGUCUUCCUUCUCAGUAUUGACUGUAAGAUAAUAAUAAUUUUAGAGAGGAUGAGUGCUGGUGGUUUGAAGGGCAUGAUAGGUUCAGCUGUCGUAGCAGGGGUUACUGAAGCUAGGGCAAGAAUAUUUGGACAUAUACUUAACCCAACUGGGCAGAGAUCACCUCAUAAGAUUUUACGCAAAAAGCUCAUUGGUGACAAGGUUGCAGAAUGGUACCCGUAUGACAUCAAGAACGAUGAUCCACUUGUCAUGGCCCGGCAAGAAGAAGAGCGCUUAUCUAAGCUUGAAAUGUUGAAGAGGCGUGGUAAGGGACCACCCAAGAAAGGCCAAGGAAGACGUGCUGUUAAACGCAGCAAGUAGAGGCAUUACCUUCCCAAUUGCUUGAUCAGUUUUCCCAGAUCAAAUGCUUGCUUGUUGAUACUCAGUUUGGCAGUCAACAUCCCAAGGGGUUGCCGCUUUUACAAAGUUUAAUUGCAAUGUCAUAAUGACUUAUCGGAGAGGUGCAAGAGAAAGGCCUUUCUGACUUAGUUUUUGGGAUUAGUACUUUAUUUAUUUUAUUAAGAUACUACAAAUAUGCAGUGAUAAUAAAUUUCUAAGAUCAUUGAUCUCAUCUUCUUUCGGGUUCCUGACUUUUCUGCUGCGUUUGCAUUUACCAUCUCUUUGGGAUUUCAAACAGAUCAAAUGACCGAGAGAAAGGGAGGAUUUUAGAUAUGUUUAUUACUCUUAAUGACCAUGUGCUGUCUGUUUCAUUCUUACACCAUGCAAUGGUUCCUAUGAGAAGUAGAUUCUAGAGGUGCGUAUCUUAUGGGAUCCAAAAACAUCAUGGCCCUGUGCCGCUAGAAAAGAAUCCAUAUCUGGUAUAUGAGUUGCUAAUUGUAAUCCUACUGAAAGGCUAAUGUCAUAAACCAAGAUCCAGAGGAUUUAUUGAUUAACCACUGCACAAACGUUUGGCAAAAACGUCAGAUGUGCAAGUUCCAUUGCAAGAUAACUAUUGUAGUCUGGCCUCACGUGGACAGUUCCGGCACUCGCUGCUCUUAUUUGUUGAAGCCUGAUUG
Durio zibethinus is the source of this 1226-nucleotide messenger RNA. Its product is annotated as 37S ribosomal protein S27. The record is from RefSeq and is a predicted model, not a curated record. Lineage: Eukaryota; Viridiplantae; Streptophyta; Magnoliopsida; Malvales; Malvaceae. Gene Ontology annotation, cellular component: mitochondrion.